CUUCCGGAGUUAUUCUUCCGUCGUCUUGUUUCCCAGGCUUCUCCACCAACGAACGCAGGACAGCAGUCUCGGUCUUUCUGCCACAGGGGUCUCAGCGCGACUCAAAGGGUGCAAAAUAUACAUUCAGGCCAACUACCGUGGAAGUUAUUGAAGACAUGUCUCAUACAAUUCUGCUGGUCCAGCCGACUAAGCGGCCAGAGGGGAGGACCUACGCUGAUUAUGAAUCUGUCAACGAGUGCAUGGAAGGUGUAUGUAAAAUGUAUGAGGAACACCUGAAGAGGAUGAACCCGAACAGCCCGUCAAUCACGUAUGACAUCAGCCAGCUGUUUGAUUUCAUUGACGACUUGGCAGACCUCAGCUGCCUGGUGUAUCGAGCGGACACACAGACAUACCAGCCCUACAAUAAGGACUGGAUCAAGGAGAAGAUCUACGUGCUGCUGCGUCGCCAGGCUCAGCAGGCAGGGAAAUGAAGAGCCGGUCUCGGGGGGGAGG
Messenger RNA from Anguilla anguilla (European eel), 492 nucleotides. It is a transcript of the gene erh, whose product is annotated as ERH mRNA splicing and mitosis factor. The record is from RefSeq and is a predicted model, not a curated record. The coding region runs from base 156 to 470 and encodes 104 amino acids. The transcript has 4 exons. Lineage: Eukaryota; Metazoa; Chordata; Actinopteri; Anguilliformes; Anguillidae.